UUUUCCCUCCAAGUCCAAGUGAAACCCUCGCAAAAUUGCAUAAAUGCCCAAAUUUCUGUCCCUGAAAAGGUGCAAAACCCUUAAACCCCUAUCCCUGCAAACAUUCAUAGUUAUUUUUUCUACUUGUAAAAUGAAGUUCAUCUUAAACCCAAAGUUUUCAGCUUUAUCUCCCAAUCUUCCAAAAACCUCACCUUUUGCUAUGUUUUCUCGGCCUUCCGAAUCUAUGAUCCGUUUCUGCAGCAACCCUGUUAGAAUUCCCAAUUAUCUUCGCCUUAAGCGAACACCCUUUUCAUCCAAUAACUUUAUUUGCUGUUGCACAACUCAAAAUCGAAGCUUGCAAACGGAGGCAUCUCGUUCUCCAUCGGGUGAGAUUCACGUCAUAGUGGGCCCCAUGUUCGCCGGAAAAACCACCUCACUCCUUCGUCGGAUUCAAUCGGAGACCACCAACGGAAGGUCAAGCCUUGCAAAAAUGACUGACUUGGAUAAAGUCUUGAGAGGUCUGUGUAUAUCUGGAAGGUUGGCUGAGGCAAUCGGGCUCUUGUGCCGCACAGGAUUGCCGGUGCACCCAAGAACCUAUUCCUUGAUGCUUCAGGAAUGUAUAUUCUGGAAACAGUAUAAGAGGGGCAGAAGAAUCCAUGCACACAUGAUUGUUGUUGGAUAUGUUCCCAAUGAAUAUUUGAAGACCAAAUUGUUAAUAUUAUAUGCAAAAUCUGGAUGUCUUGAAACUGCCCACUUCCUAUUUAAUAACUUGGUCGAGAAGGGCUUAAUUUCAUGGAAUGCAAUCAUUGCUGGCUAUGUUCAAAAGGGCCUUGAAGGAGUCGGAUUGAACCUUUUUUAUGGGAUGAGACAGGCUGGUUUGAGACCAGAUCAGUAUACCUUUGCAUCAGUGUUCAGAGCCUGUGCAACUUUGGCAGCUUUAGAACCUGGUAAGCUAGCCCAUGGUGUAAUGAUUAAGUGUCAAAUUAAGGACAACGUUGUAGUCAACAGUGCCCUAAUAGACAUGUAUUUUAAAUGCAGUUGUAUUUGUGAUGGGCGGCAGCUGUUUGAUAAAUGUUUGAGUAGAAAUACUAUUACUUGGACUACUCUAAUAUCUGGAUAUGGUCAGCAUGGAAGAGUUGUGGAGGUUUUAGAAUCAUUUCAUAGAAUGAUAGCUGAAGCUUUUAGACCAAAUUAUGUUACUUUUCUUGCAGUUUUGGUUGCUUGUAGCCAUGGGGGUUUGGUUGAUGAAGGGCAUAAAUAUUUUCAAUCGAUGAUAAGAGAGUAUGAAAUUAUGCCACAAGGAAAACAUUAUGCAGCAAUGGUUGACCUUUUGGGGCGUGCUGGGAUGUUAAAAGAGGCAUAUGAAUUUAUUCUGAAGUCACCUUAUGAAGAGCACUCAGUGGUAUGGGGGGCCUUGCUUGGGGCUUGUUUGUGGGAUGAUGUUGAGGAGGUUAGGGCUACAUUGAGGGAAUCGGGGAUGACAAAGGAAAAUGUGGCAAUAAUUAAAUCAAGCAAGGAUACUAGAUAUGGAUUAGAUUCAAUUGUUACACAUGAUGGUGAGAAAUUACCAUGUUGGGCACUGACAAACUUAUCAUCAUUCAAGCAGAAGUUUGGAGUUCAUGCAUAUGAGCAGCUUGACGUGAUUGGUAUUGAUGAAGCUCAGUUCUUUGAAGAUCUUUAUGACUUCUGCCGUGAAGCUGCUGAUCAUGAUGGAAAAACAGUAAUAGUUGCAGGACUAGAUGGUAACUAUUUGAGAAGGAGCUUUGGUUCUGUCCUUGAUAUAAUUCCCCUUGCUGAUUCUGUAACCAAGUUAACUGCUCGAUGUGAAAUUUGUGGGAAGCGUGCAUUCUUUACCCUGAGGAAGACACAGGAGACGCAGGUUGAGUUGAUUGGUGGAGUUGAUGUCUACAUGCCAGUUUGUCGGCAGCAUUAUGUUAGUGGACAGGUAGCCAUGGAAGCAGCAAGACUUUUCCUGGAAUCGCAGAAGGUUGAAUGUGGCUCUCAUACAUAAAUAGGUUCAUGUUUCUUGGCAGCUGCAUUGUUAGUUUUCUGCCACUUGUAAACAGCUUCGUGUUUAAUCAUGGCUGCCCUAUCUAUAUAUAUUAUAAAGAACUAUAAAGUGAGUAAGAUCUUUUUUCAAUUAUGCAUGUAAAUAUAAUUUUAUUCUAAAUCAAA
Molecule: messenger RNA, 2154 nt
Organism: Gastrolobium bilobum
Lineage: Eukaryota; Viridiplantae; Streptophyta; Magnoliopsida; Fabales; Fabaceae
Product: pentatricopeptide repeat-containing protein At4g16470-like
Biological process (GO): RNA modification
Molecular function (GO): ATP binding; thymidine kinase activity; protein binding
Source: RefSeq, a predicted model, not a curated record